AUGAGUCCUGCUUUGCCAACAUCAUCAGAAGAGGAACGUCGCGCUGCGGCAGGAGCUCUGGAAUCGCGAGCUGACGAGGUGGAGAUGAGGUCGUGCGCGCCCACAGUCCAGCUCGUUGUCAAAGAAGAGUCCGACAGCGAAAAACCAAAGAGGUCCAAGUUGCGUUUUCAGACCCCUUCUGCGCACAGCAGUCAUGCCAGUGUUGACGACAAGAAUGGCUUGCUGCCAUCCGACGACGAGAAGGCGCCUGCGUGGGAUGAGGAUGAGGACUCAGCGAGCGUAGGUUCGAGCGCGAGCGAGAGCAGCUCCAGCGCAUCCUCCUCGCGCUCCAUGUCCUUUGAGCCCAAGGCAGAGACGUAUCAGUCGACAGCAUCCUCUUCAGCAUCUCCCAUCAAAAGUGCCGCAUCCUCGGGACCAUCCAAGGCACCUAGGCGCCAGCCAAAGGAGCCCGCCAGGCCGCCUCAGCUCAUACAACAUUUGCCACUGGCAGAGUGGGAAGCCAUGCAGACUUUUGAUGAGCUGCCGCGCAACUGGUACGAGAGAGCAAAGCUGGGCAGGAGCAAAGGUCAAGAGGAAGGGAUGGUUUGCGAGUGUAGAUAUCGAAGUGGUGAGCAGCGGGUUUGCGCAGCGUUGCGUGCGAGUGGCGCACGUAUUCGGGCUGCUGAGCAAAUCUUUUCCCUCUGAUGUCCUCACCAAUUCGCUUGGCGUGCUGCAUCAGGCGAUGACCCUGCACUUGUUGCCUGCAGCGAGGACUCUGGUUGUAUCAAUCGCCUGACACAGGUCGAAUGUCUGGCUUCAGAUUGCCGAUGCAAAGAGCACUGUCAGAAUCAGCGGUCAGUAUACGAGCGCCUGCCUCGCUUGACAAAGUGGCGAUCGAUGGCUGACGCGCGGCACGCUGCUGUGGGCUUUGUUCCCUCGCAGAUUCCAACGAGCGCAAUAUGCCAACAUUGAAAUCGUCCAAACCGAAAAGAAGGGCUUUGGCUUGCGCGCAGCCAAUGACUUGCCCGCGUACGUCGUGUGUGGAGAGCGGUUGAGUCAGCCCAAAGCUUCUGAUGAGCCCCUCACUGAUCGCUGCGCCUCUUCGACUUAUAGCGACGCGUUUAUCUACGAGUAUAUCGGCGAGGUCGUCGAGCACAAGACUUUCAUGAAGCGGAUGCAGCAGUACGCCCAAGAAGGUGUCAGGCAUUUCUACUUCAUGAUGCUGCAGCGAGAAGAGGUAAGGAAUGCUGCUCCAUCUAUCAAGCCCCUGCAAGAUGGAAUGGUCUACUGACACUGACGCCUCCUCUGACAGUACCUCGAUGCCACGAAAAAGGGCGGCAAAGCGCGCUUCAUAAAUCAUAGCUGCUCGCCAAACUGUUAUGUUGCAAAAUGGCACGUUGGCAAGCACAUGCGGAUGGGCAUCUUCGCUCAGCGAAGCAUCACAGCUGGCGAAGAAUUGACUUUCAACUACAACGUUGAUCGAUACGGCCAUGACGCGCAAGAGUGCUUCUGUGGAGAGCCAAAUUGCGUCGGCACGCUUGGAGGAAAGACCCAGACCGAUAUCGGGGGCAUGGACCAGCUGUACAUUGAUGCUCUUGGCAUAGCCGAGGAGGUGGAUGCUUUGGAAGCAAAAGGUUCGCGGCGAAAGAAGAGCAGGCAUUUGGAUGAAGACUUCAACGUGCGUACUACGAGGUAUUUGCCCGUCUCUUCUUGUCUUUUGAUGCUCACAUCUUUGCUUGCCCCUCUCGCAAAUGACGACUGUGCAGCCGGUCAUGCGGCCCAUAGAGGCUCACGAAGUCGCUCGAGUGAUCGCAGCAGUUCGACAAGCGCAGUCGGACAAGAGAAUCUUGCAGAAGCUACUGGAGCGCAUACACAUGACGACAGACGUCGCAGUGCAGAAGGCGCUCGUCAGGCUGCAUGGUUUCGUUCUGAUGGCGGCCAUCAUGGAGGAGUGGCGGGACGACAGAGCAAUUUUGCUUUUGGUAAUGGGAAGCAUGGCUCGUUGGCCGCUGAUUGCGCGCAACAAGGUUGUGGACUCGGGCGUGGACAGCACGGUCCGAGAUUUGACGUCCGACCAAGACAAGAACAUUACCGAGCUCGCACAAAGUCUAUUGGAUGCGUGGGAAGCACUGGAGCUGAGCUAUCGCAUCGCCAGGAGAGAGGUUCCUCUGGACGCAGACGAUUCCACGCGUGAAACCCCAUCUUGGAUGGAACAGCGGCAAGCGGAUGAGUCCGAGGAGAUUGCGGUAGCCUGGAGCAAUGCACGAGCCCCCAACGCAAUCUCAACGUCUCUUCAUUCUUUAUUCCCACGACCCCUCGGUACGCUCGCCGUUGCCGCUCCUGCGAUUCAUCGUCCUCCUCGAAGGCGAGCAUUGCAAGGAUCGCCCUUUACCCCUCGAACACCAGAAAAUGCAUCUCCAGCGCCGGUCAAACCGCAGCAGAAAAGCCUGGAGGAGAUUAUCAGACAGGCCAAUGCGGACGCGGCGCUGCAAACACAACUUUCCGACGAUGUCGCUAAAGUCGAGCGUGAGAGAGAAAAGGAAAGGCAACGAGAGCGCAAAGCACGCAAGAGAUCUUCCAGAGGCGAUAGGGAGCGCAAUGGAGAGCACGGAAGUUCUAGCAAGCGACGGAAACACGGAUCGGGAUCCGCGUCCUCGAUGCAUCAUUCCUCGUCCACUGACACAGAAAAGAAAUUGCGAAAGCUGGUCGGCGAAGUCGUUGUCAAGUGCAUGAGCAAAUACUCUGACAGGCUGGAUCGCGACGUCUUCAAGAAACACGCUCGAGACGUAAGUCGGCGCACUUACUGUGUAAUUCUCGAGCUGCGCCUGUGCAUCGGCUGACCUGCGUGACCUUUUAUGUCCCACAGCUCACAGAUGUCGUUUGCGCAAAGGAGAUGAAGCAUACAUCCUGGCCGCCUGCAGAGGGCAAGUUGGAGACGCUGACAGCAGAAAAGAAGGCGAAGAUGAAGACAUUCGCAAACGAGUACAUCGGAAAGUUGAUCGCUAGGAAGGGCAAGCCAGCGCUCAAUGGCGCCUCAUCAUCGGCCCAUGCAUAUCGCAGCUCGAGCAGGACAGAUUCGCCUUCAGAACCACGCGGCGGCCACUCCUCGCGCCAAGGCCGUCCGUCAAAUGAGCAUGCGGCCUGGGUACCCGAUGGCGACAGAUCAAGUAGCAUCAUAGAUGAAGCAGACGCCGGAUCCCUCGGCUCCCAUGGCACAGCGUCGAAUACUGGGUCCGGCACAACGUUGGGCACUCCAGCGAGCCCCAAGGCCACGGCUCACUUUGGUUUGCCGCCCGGGCUCAGCGCCAUGCUUUCAGUGUCGGGUGCAAAUAGCAAAGACUCGCAAGCGGUGGCAUCGCCACUUGCUCGGCACAGCGACUCCUUGCCUCCGGGCCCUGCACCAUCCAUGCCCAACUUCCCGGCGCACCCAGGCCCUCCUCCGCGAUUCUAA
This is a messenger RNA of Ceraceosorus bombacis, 3430 nucleotides long. The record is from the annotation of a GenBank genome assembly. NCBI's taxonomy places the organism in Eukaryota, Fungi, Basidiomycota, Exobasidiomycetes, Ceraceosorales, Ceraceosoraceae.